AUGAAGUGUGUUGCCAAGAGGAAGCAACAUAUGAUCAAUACUGUAGCUGGUACAUACACCGACGCAAUCAAGACUUUCACACAUGAGGAGCCUGCGUCGGCUCUUACAUUCUACCACCUGGUUCUACCAAACUGGUUCUACCACCUAGUUCUACCACCUAGUUCUGUUGGUUCUUGCACCUGGUUCUACCACCUAGUUCUAUCAAACUGGUUCUACCACCUAGUUCUACCACCUGGUUCUACCAAACUGGUUCUACCACCUAGUUCUACCACCUAG
Messenger RNA from Colletotrichum tamarilloi, 276 nucleotides. RefSeq lists its product as uncharacterized. The transcript has 2 exons. The record is from RefSeq and is a predicted model, not a curated record. Bases 1 to 276 code for a protein of 91 amino acids. NCBI's taxonomy places the organism in Eukaryota, Fungi, Ascomycota, Sordariomycetes, Glomerellales, Glomerellaceae.